Amyelois transitella is the source of this 477-nucleotide messenger RNA. RefSeq lists its product as uncharacterized. The transcript is spliced from 5 exons. The record is from RefSeq and is a predicted model, not a curated record. Lineage: Eukaryota; Metazoa; Arthropoda; Insecta; Lepidoptera; Pyralidae. Bases 1 to 477 code for a protein of 158 amino acids.
AUGUUAGUGAUUGUAUGCAGUUCAGUCUUGUUGACUAUUUGUCUGCUGAGCUGCGUCUAUAUACUACUGAAAAGGCAAAGAGGGGGCAACCUGACAGAAUACCGCGACUCCAUUACAGUAGAUAACAAAUCUGAGAGCGGCGUGUUGACUGCGAACACUUCUCACACCAACUUGGCGAAUGUUAAGGAGAGUUCCAUUAACGCACAAAACAGGAUAUACAGCGCGCCCAUACACAUGAGGAACAAUAGUAAACAUGAACUGUACGAAAUCAGCCCUUACGCACAAUUUGCGGUGGGAUUCCGGACAUUCGGCCACGUUGAGAAUCAAGACUUGCCCAGUCGUCAUAGCAAACACAGCAGAUAUGAUACAGAGACGAGUUUUCAAGUGUGUUCAGAGUCGGAGGAUAGCGAUAGUAUAUCAAAAUCAACGCUCAAAAGUGCCCCAAGAAAAAUGUGCAGAACUCCUCACCACAGAUAA